Messenger RNA from Solenopsis invicta (red fire ant), 1520 nucleotides. RefSeq names its product bifunctional arginine demethylase and lysyl-hydroxylase PSR (gene PSR). Gene Ontology annotation, cellular component: nucleus; cytoplasm. The record is from RefSeq and is a predicted model, not a curated record. The transcript is spliced from 7 exons. The coding region runs from base 374 to 1372 and encodes 332 amino acids. Gene Ontology annotation, molecular function: histone H4R3 demethylase activity; P-TEFb complex binding. NCBI's taxonomy places the organism in Eukaryota, Metazoa, Arthropoda, Insecta, Hymenoptera, Formicidae. Gene Ontology annotation, biological process: phagocytosis.
GCUAUAAAUAUCCACUUUUGCAACGUCGUGGAUUCGUCCACAGUCCAACGUUUCGCAACAUUUUUAAAUUUUGUAUUUUGUCGCGGUCUGUAAAUAUAUUUUCUUUGCAGUUAGAUUAAAUAGAUAAUAUUAACUUAAUCAUGACGGAAGAAUGGCGAUUGGAUCAUCGAGCAAGAAAGAGAAUCAAGGAGGUGAAAAAGAAGGCUCGACCAGAAGAGCGAGAGAGAAUUGUCGAGUACCGUUUUCCCCCUGAAACCUUGAAUGAUAGCUCACGGAUAAAACGGCAUGGACUCAGCAUGGCUACUGUAAAAAUUUUCAAAAGUUUUGGGAAUUUGAAGAUAACGCCGAACGAAUCGAUGAAUCCAAUGUGACUAUGGAGGAAUUUGUCAAGAAAUAUGAAAAACCUUACAAGCCUGUGAUAAUACGAGGUGUUCAAAAUGGUUGGAGAGCCCAACACAAAUGGACUAUAGAGAGGUUAGCAAAGAAGUAUCGGAAUCAAAAGUUUAAAUGUGGAGAAGAUAAUGAAGGAUAUAGUGUAAAAAUGAAGAUGAAAUAUUAUGUUCGAUACAUGUUUAACAAUGAAGACGAUUCUCCUUUGUACAUUUUUGAUAGCUCAUUUGGUGAGCAUCCAAGACGAAAAAAGUUGUUAGAAGAUUAUGUAAUUCCUAAAUACUUUCGGGAUGAUCUUUUUCAUCAUGCCGGUGAACAUCGAAGACCACCGUAUCGUUGGUUUGUUAUGGGUCCUGCAAGAUCUGGUACAGGGAUACAUAUAGAUCCACUGGGUACCAGUGCAUGGAAUGCUUUAAUCUCCGGUCAUAAACGCUGGUGUCUGUUUCCUACGCAUACGCCUCGUGAACUUCUGAAGGUAACCGCAAUCGAAGGUGGUAAGCAGAGGGACGAAGCUAUUACAUGGUUUUCCAUUGUAUAUCCACGCACAAAGCUACCUACUUGGCCAAAAGAUUGUCGCCCGAUAGAGAUUAUGCAAACUCCUGGCGAAACUGUUUUCAUUCCUGGUGGUUGGUGGCACAUCGUAUUAAAUUUGGACCAAACUAUAGCGGUCACACAGAAUUUCUGUUCCCGCACCAACUUUCCAGUGGUUUGGCAUAAAACGGUACGAGGAAGACCAAAGUUAUCGCGAAAAUGGUUAAAAGUACUCAACGAUAAAGAACCUGAAUUGGCAAACUUGGCAGAUACUAUAGAUGUGAAAGAAGAUACCGGUGUUGCCAGUGAUUCCUCAAGCGGUUCCUCGAGCAGUUCUUCGAGUAGUACCAGUAGUAGUCAAUCUGAGGAUAGCGAGGAUGAUAGCGGUCAAGAAUCACUUACCGCACACAAAAAGAAAAAGAGAAGAAAAUUGACUAAUAGCCAACUCUGACAAUAUCCAGUAUUUGGAACCUACAGAGACCUCAGACUGUACAGUAUUAACCAACAAUUAUUGUUUGUAUUAAGAAUAAAUAUUAUAAUUAUUAUAAUUAUGAUCAUAUCUUUAUGUUCAUAACAAAAUAAAUAUCAGAUAACACAUA